This is a messenger RNA of Arctia plantaginis, 555 nucleotides long. Lineage: Eukaryota; Metazoa; Arthropoda; Insecta; Lepidoptera; Erebidae. The record is from the annotation of a GenBank genome assembly.
AUGAAGUUCAAUAGUGGGAUGUUUGCCAAUCUAAGCUGUAAAACAGAUGCUUUGGAAGCUGUGAAACUUGACCCUGCCGUCCUUGAAGCUCAAGUGACUGUCCAUGACAAGGCUAAAGAGAACGGAACGGAUAAAAGUGGAAACCAUGUAAAUCAAAUUAACAGAGGUGUACUUUUUAAUAUUGAAAAGAAAGCGACGCCAACAAACACAGUAAAAGGUUUUGAGAAUAUGAUAUCACAGAACGAAGCGGCGCUCCUGUCGUUAACACCACAGCAACUAGAGCUUUUGAUGCAGUAUGCUGACAUGUUACGUAGGCAGCGAAGUCUAGCUCAGAGGCAUUUAGAAUGUGCGUUUUGUAAAAACAAUGGCCGAUCAUCCAGCUGGUAUACGUCACAUGUGCUGAAAGACGGGCGCGGUCGGGUUCAGUGUCCGGUACUACGCCGGUACCGAUGCCCGCGAUGCGGUGCCACAGGCAACUACGCUCACACUAUCAAGUAUUGCCAUGACAACUCCCUAAUAGAUACACUGAGUAGCUGUUCCGGAAGUCUGUUUUAA